CUCUCCUCACACGCCUCUCUCCUCCCUCUCUUCAUUCUCUCCAAAAAUCCUCCAUUCAUCCUUGUUCUUGCAUCAAUUGGAGUUGAAACUUCAAGGUUCACCAAAGAAUCGCAUCAAUCUUUGUUUCUACCGUUCGUUUUGAUCAAGAAAGGGUUGUCGUGCGUACGUGAGCACAAGGAGCGAGAGUUACAUUGAAUUGUGUUUUGUGAUAUCUAAGCAAGCGAGAAUGCCACCGAGACGAGGACGUGGACGUGGACGUGGACGUGGGGCAGGCCGAGGCCCACGAGUGGAAAGUACUGGGGAAGAAAGAUCCGAGGGAAGUAUCGGAGGUCAACCCCCGCCUCCACCGCCACCUCCACUACAACCUCAAGAUAAGGAAUACAUUAAGACGUUCCGCAAAGAGAAACCCCCAAAUUUUGAUGGGUUAAGAGAGCCACAGAAGGCAGGGCCUGGAUCCGCGAGAUCGAGCGCAUCUUUGAGUUCAUGGUGUGCACGGACAGGGAGCGUCUGGCAUGCGUGACUUAUCAACUGACUGGGCCAGCAGAUCAUUGGUGGGAGACUAGACGAAGAACAGUGGACCCCGCCUGCCGAGAGGCUUUGACUUGGGAUGAGUUCAAGGAAGAGAUAUAUAAUAAGUACGUCCCUAUGAGCUACCGACGAGCCAAGACGGCAGAGUUCCACACUUUGAAGCAGGGAAAUAUGACAGUGUCGGAAUAUGACCGCGCACUUUGCGAGAUGACUCGUUAUGCACCUGAGUUGGUGGACACGGAUGAGAAGAUGGCCGCGAACUUUCACUCUGGCCUUAGGACUGAGAUAAGAGUGGCCGUGGCUAGCUGACAAGGAGUUCCUUACGCCGAGCUUUUGAGUUGCACCUUGGACGUAGAAGAGGCACUUCCUAAGAAUGAGAGAGUGACAAAUCCUACACCACCCACACAACAACAAAAUUAUCGAGACAAGAGGAAGUGGGAAGGAAACCGAGCCCAGUAUGACAACAAGAGACACCAUCCUACUUUCCGCCACCCUCAGAAUUUUGGCCAACAGGUUGUGCCACAACAAAGAGGAAAUCAGCCAAGGACACCUUACUGCAAUCGGUGCUCCAAGUUCCACGUUGGGGAGUGUAGAGUCGGAGGCACCCGAUGCUUUGCUUGUGGUGGGAAUGGCCACAUGUUCCGAGAGUGCCCGAACAACAACAAGGGUGGAAUGAGGAACGGGCAGGGACAGAGACCACCGCAACAACCACAACCGAUCCGGCAAGUCGCCCCACAACCAGCAAGGGCAUAUGCACUGAAAGGGAAUCCAAGACAGGAGCAACAGACCAAUAAGGGAAAAGAUAACUUGGCAGGUAUGGGAAAGAUCCAACAACUCCCUAUUAUUGUGCUGUUUGAUACGGGUGCUUCGCAUUCUUUUAUAUCAAUGUCAUGUGUGAAUGCCCUAGAACUUCCUACUGUUAAGCUUGAACCGAUUUUGAACGUGUCUUCACCUGUUGGAGGUCUGAUUGACAUUGCACGAACUUGCUCGAACGUAGAGUUUGUGUUAGGAGAAUUAGGAGUAGUAGCUCGACUUUUGCACGUUAUGCCUUUGGAGAACGUAGAUAUAAUUUUGGGAAUGGAUUGGCUGACCGAGAACCACGCAACGAUUCACUGUAAGGAGAGGCAGAUUUCUUUUCGAGCUCCUGGCGACGAGCCGACCAUCUUGCAUGGGAUUUCCUUGAACCGGCGAACCUCCAUAAUCUCUGCUUUACAAGCAACCACGAUGAUAAGAAAAGGGCGUUCGGCGUAUCUUGUGUACUUAAACGGAGAAGAAAAGAAGGAAUUGAAAGUGGAAGACGAGGCAGUAGUGCGAGACUUUCCCGAUGUGUUCCCUGAAAACCUACCUGGACCGCCGCCCGACAGACAAGUGGAGUUUACGAUUGACUUGGAACCCGGAUCUGCGCCUGUAUCGAAGGCACCAUACCGAAUGGCCCCUAAAGAGUUGGUUGAAUUAAAGAUUCAGUUGCAAGAACUGCUAGACUUGGGAUUUAUUCGGCCUAGUGUAUCACCAUGGGGAACGCCUGUUCUGUUCGUAAAGAAGAAGGAUGGAACGAUGAGGAUGUGCAUUGACUAUCGCGAACUCAACAAGUUGACUUGA
Messenger RNA from Salvia splendens (bonfire salvia), 2127 nucleotides. RefSeq lists its product as uncharacterized. The record is from RefSeq and is a predicted model, not a curated record. The transcript has 3 exons. The coding region runs from base 1165 to 2127 and encodes 320 amino acids. Gene Ontology annotation, biological process: proteolysis. Gene Ontology annotation, molecular function: aspartic-type endopeptidase activity. NCBI's taxonomy places the organism in Eukaryota, Viridiplantae, Streptophyta, Magnoliopsida, Lamiales, Lamiaceae.